Entelurus aequoreus (snake pipefish) is the source of this 8687-nucleotide messenger RNA. RefSeq names its product interphotoreceptor matrix proteoglycan 2-like. The coding region runs from base 73 to 5271 and encodes 1732 amino acids. NCBI's taxonomy places the organism in Eukaryota, Metazoa, Chordata, Actinopteri, Syngnathiformes, Syngnathidae. Gene Ontology annotation, biological process: visual perception. The record is from RefSeq and is a predicted model, not a curated record. The transcript is spliced from 20 exons. Gene Ontology annotation, molecular function: hyaluronic acid binding; heparin binding.
CAAAGGCUGUCUGGACAAGUGUGCAGGAACCUCCACAUGAGCUGAGGACGUGAGCUGCGGUGUUGGUUCCAAAUGGCGGGAAAGUGUAGCCAGUUGUGGAUCUGGACGAUAGGAACGUUGCUGAUGUGUGUCUGCGUCAACAUGGAUACAGGUGAGCAGACAAAGAAUUCUUCUGAAGAUCUACAGCUUCUAUUCAGACAUCACGGAUCUCUGGCUCGCAGAAAAAGAAACCUCCUGUUCCCCAGCGGGGUGAAACUUUGCAGUCAGGAGACAUUGGACCAAGCGGUCUCCAACCACCUUAACUAUUUUCACCUCAGAGUGUGUCAGGAGACUGUAUGGGAGGCCUUCAAGAUAUUCUGGGACCAGCUGCCAGAACGGGAUCAGUACCAGGACUGGGUUAGCCGCUGCAUAGACGGCUCCAUCAGCAUCACAGAUAUUGGCGGGUUCUUCAGUCAAUCGGAGGAGCACAUAAGCCUCAUUAGAAGUAGAGUUGGCAUGGCAACACCCCUAAGCAGUGCUCCAAUCAGCUCAGGCCUACCUUUGUGCAGUUCUGAAAAUUCAGCAGAGGCCAAUACUGGAGGACUUCUGACCAGCGCUCAGCCAGGUGAAGAGAUCUCCCCCCCUGUCUUUGAGGAAGAAUUAACAGAGAUUCCUGUGGAUUUACCCUCUGACCCGGCAGUCACUGCUUUGCCAGACAAGCCGAGAGGCUGUGGCUCUAAUGCCACAGGUCAGUCUGACGGCACCACAACAGUGGUAAAGUUAAUCUCUAAGCCGACUCCCCAGGACAUGACUGUCCUACAAGAGGACAGUUCUGCCGGGGUCACCUCCUUUAAUGAGGAAGGUUCCCCCGAGAGCUUUGAUCAGCCAGAUGUCGUGACUGAAGAACUUGAAAGUGCUGGAUCUCUUACCCAUAUUGGAAAAGAAGAUGAUUUCUCCCAUACUUUAGUACUCACUACUAAAGAAGAAACUAGCCACAACAUAGAGACGGGUGAAAUUCCCAUUGUAGAGGCAACUGUGAUGUCUGAUCAUAGUGGAGUGACCACUCACCCUGUAGAUGAAGCUAUUCCCUCACAUGUUGUAAAGGACCACAUAGAGGUGACUGAUACGGCGGAAGAAGCAGUUCAGUCACUUGAAGUGGAAACAACAACACUAAAGAAUGCAAAAGAAGAUGCCCCAAACAAAGGAGAAUCAGUGGAAGACUCACCCAAAUCCAUCAAGGAGACAGCUCUGAAGCAAGAUGAAACUCCUCUUGAUGAUACAGGAAAACUGGGGGAAACCACAGCUGGAGCAGCCAUUGUACCAGCAGGGGCAGAGGUUGUCAUAGAAACAGAAGAAGCACAACUGUCACCUGAUAUAGAGCUUGUAGAGGAAAUUGACCCAUCGGAAAUAGCAACACAAGAGGUCAAAUAUGUAGACCCUGUUAGUGACAAUAAACUAGAACCACACAGAACCCACCUUGACUUGCCAUUUGUCGACAAGACACCUAAAGCUUCUAUGGUUGAAACUACAGAAGAGAGAGGUGACGCAGUACAGGUUACAGUAGAGUCCACAUCAGAAGGUUCUGAAACUGAAGUUCCAAUAGAAGAAAACAUGAAAGAAGCACAUCCAGAGUCGUAUGAUGACACUACAGAUUUUAUUGUAGAUGGAUCGGAUGUAUUACUGGCAGGGACUGAAUCUGAGGAACCUAAAGUAAUGUUGGACCUUAAUGAUGAAUCUGAGGUGGGUAAUCCAUCAGAAGAAACCAGUUCUUCACCUUUAGGUGAUAAUACAAGCAAAACGAAACUAUUUUCUCUGGAAGAUGGGGUUACCGAACAACUUGUCCCAAUGGUAUCACCUGAGGAUCAUGUCACCCCACUUGAAGAAAGCGCCCAGACAACUCCAACAGGACUUCUCCCUGACAAAGUCCAGCUCAUCUAUACAGAUGUUACAGCAAGAUACAGAAUACAUACAGAGGCGCCUGUCCAUGAAACAAGGUACAUUGUCGAGUACAAUAAUGGCAACUACCCAGUUCCCACUGAGAGCGCCCUGAAGGCUGAUGACAACUUGUUAGAUUUCCCCUUUCAGGAGCAGCAGAACGUGCUGGGUAAUGAAAUCGACAACACCUUCCUGAGGCCACUUAAGGAUCAAAUUGUGGAGCUGAGCAUUACACUGAAAGAAGAAACCUACAACAAUGCUCUCAGAGACCCGAGUAGCUUCCAAUACCAGCAGCUUGUCCGACACUUUACCCGCAAGAUUGGUGAUGUGUUUGAGAAAGUGCCAGGCUUCAAAAAUGCCUUUGUGAUUGAUUUCAGGCCUCAGAAGGACCUGGAGCGGGGUCUGGUUGUUCAUGUCCACUAUGCCAUCACUUUGGAGGUGGACAGUGGUGGCAUCUCGAAGGAGACAUUUGAUUUCAUCACGCUGCAGAACAACCUGGUGGAGAAGAAUUACUCUGUCGCUGCCGAGCAGCCAACUGUUGUAUAUACCAUCACCGACUUCCGCAACUACAUUACAGAAGCACUGCGCAAAGAUAACUUCCUGACCAACAGCAGCCUGGGGACACUCUCUAACCCGCUUUUGACAGAGAACGCUGACAAUUGGUUGCCUCCAAGGAAUCCUACUAGUCGACCACCUGAUACCUUUGAUAACAUGGAUAAUGUCCUUGCUGCAGAGAGGCCACCGGAUGCAACAAGUCCGGGGAUGGAAAGCAGUGAUGUUUUAUUGAAGAAAGAUGACUUCCUUUUCGACUCGUUUGACUCAUGGAAAGGCACAAACAUUGGAGCUGUGAGCGAAAAUGACGUUGUCAUGGUUGAUGAGAGUACUACUUUCCCAACGUCGGUUCCUGAGGGGAUAUCACAUCAACUGCCAAGCACACAAAACACUGUUGGGAAUAAUGACAAGGAGGGCUUUCUCAUAAAUUACUCUCCUGGUUCUGGAAACGAACCCUUCCAAGAGGACCGUGACUCGACCAGUGUUGAAACUCCACUCAAUACUCAAAGAGGCCAGAAGUUCACAUUAGAUGAUGGCUCUGGCUCUGGCUUCUCAGGAGAAGAACAAGAAAUGGUUCCCCAGUCUUGGGAAAUGGCAGCAAACUUUUAUAGUGAAAGCCAUCUUGAGAUUCUGCCGCCACCAGAUCUGGAGGAGAUGGAUGAGGAGGAUGGAAUCCAGGAUGAACGGGAUGCUCUUGUUCAGUUACUAACCAGUGAAAGGGAUGAUGUUAUGGGUUUCAACUUCACCCCUGCUACACCUUUACCAACACUUUCCACAUUAGAAGAAUAUAAGCCAAGUAGAAGCAUGGAGGAUCUAAUCUUGGAUCAGGUUUUAGUCACACCACACAUUAGCACAGACCCUCGGUUCUCUACCACUCAUGCACCUGUAUUUUCACCCAAGGGCACCUUAACCGUUGAGUUGUCUGUGCAAACAGUGGAAACGUCCGGCAUGUACGAGGAGUUUCAUUUGACUCAGGCACAUCACAAUUUCUUGGCAGUCACAAGAACUCCUCACUCGCAGACGUGGACUCAUGAGCACCCAGUCAUUGUAACUCGACAACAUGACGACACUACACAAGAGCCAGUAUUUGAAGAAGUACAACCAGUCACAGUCAAAGAACCACACUUUGAUGCUAUCACACGACAAUGGCCUGAUGGAGAGUUUCUACCUGAAGAACCAAAUUUGUCACUUCCAGAAAUCCACCAUGAUGAGGUUGAGGUGAUAGAGGAGCAACUCGAACUUUCCGAACCAACAAAACCAAUACCUGGGACCCUUGAAGAUGACUUGGUUGUGGAUGAAAUAUUAGCAGUUACAACUGCUGCCUCUGUGCCUGUCACCACUUUGUCUUCCCUUAGUUCAGACCCCAACCCCAUUGCCCUUUCUCCUGAGAAAGACUCGCCCUUUACACGAGUGUCAGACUCUGCGCCUGAAGAUGAGGACUCGCUUCAGCCAGAACACCCAAAUUAUGACCAUAGUCUAUCAAGCACAAUGUCUUCAAAAGUCAGUGAAACAAAAAGUCAUUCAUCAGACAAAGAUUCCAGCACGAGCUUGGAGGUCUUAAAAACACAGGAAAUUCCCCAUAGUACAAAAGCAAGCAAAAUUCAGCCAAUCAAAGAUAACAUGUCUGAUGUGCCAGGUAUUGAUGUCAGCCUUGACAUGUUCCAGUAUGGAGGCAUGGUGACAGAAGGUGACAGCAGUGGUUAUUCUAGUGAGGUGCAGGGCUCAGAAUUGGACGCAAUGGCAUUGCCAACUAGGCCAGUUCAAGCCUUGACUGUGUUCUUUAGACUCCGAGUGACAAACAUGGCAUUCUCCAUGGACCUCUUUAACAAGAGUUCCCCUGAAUACAAGGCACUCGAGCAACGAUUUCUACAACUGCUCGUUCCGCACUUGCAGUCCAACCUGAACAACUUUCAGAACCUGGAGAUCCUCAACUUCAGAAAUGGCAGUAUUGUGGUCAACAGCCGUAUGAGGUUUGACAAACCGGUUUCCCGAGGGGUUGCCAACGUUGUCUUCCUCAUUCUGGAGGACUUCGCUAACACGGCCUAUCAGACCAUGAACCUCGCCAUUGACAAGUAUUCACUGGAUGUCGAAUCAGGCGACAAAGCCGACCCCUGUAAGUUCCAGGCAUGUAACGCCUUCUCACAGUGUAUGGUCAAUCAAUGGUCUGGCGAGGCAGAAUGUGUGUGUGAUGCUGGAUACCUGAGCGUGGAUGGGCUACCAUGUCAAAGCAUCUGUGACGUGCAAGAAGACUUCUGCCUCAACGAUGGAAAAUGUGAUGUCAUCGCUGGCAAAGGCGCCAUUUGCAGAUGUCGUGUAGGUGAGAACUGGUGGUACCGUGGUGAGCACUGUGAGGAGUACGUCUCAGAGCCACUGGUAGUCGGCAUCGCCAUCGCUUCGGUCGCGGGUUUUCUAAUGGUGGCGGCCGGAAUCAUCUUCUUCCUGGCCAGGACUCUUCGGGAGCAAUAUGACAGUGAGGACAUGGAGGAUCCGCUGAGACGAGGUGACAGCAUGGCAACGCUGGAACGCGCAACCAAAUUCAACCCCAUGUUUGAGAGCGACCCUGUCACCACCCAGUAUUACCGACGCUACGACGAUGAGCGGCCCCGGUACAGCAGCCCCACAACUUCCUCUAAUGAUCUUGGAAGUGAUGAGGUCCGACACAUCUACCAGAACACGGCACUCACCAAAGAAGAAAUCCAGGAGCGUCUCAGGGUCAUCGAGCUGUGCAGCAGAGAUCAACAUUUUGCUGACUUUGUGCGACAGACGCAAGUUUUCCUGGAGCGACGAGGAAGCUCCACCACAUAAUAAACAUGGAACUCAGAAGUACUAAACCUUUUUCUAAAGUAACAUCCAUGAAGUCAGUGUGGUUACGCUAAUGAACAUGUUUGUGCAGCCACGUGAGAGAGCUCCUGAUUGGACAGGACGGUGCUCACUUUUCUACCUUUUCUUUGUUCUCAGCUAACAUCGGCCUUUUAGGGCUAUGUCUACACUAACAAAAUACAGGUUUUUGUGCUUAAAAACUGAGCUUUUGGAAAACUUGGCUGAUGGUGUGAACAGAAAACAGCUUAUAUUGUCUCAUGUCAUAAGAAAUGUGUGACAUUACUUCAUAUAUUUAAACCUUAUUUAACAACACAACAUUAGGAAUGACGUUUUAUAAACUUUACCAAAUCAACUAGGUGGAUUGUUUCGGCAAAAUAACCAUGUUUUAUGUUGACAUACUUUUUUUUUAACUACACUCGUGGAGAAUGGACAUUUUUUCAACACCCAAGUAGCGAGAAUGUACAUUUUUGAAAAUGUCUGUGUUGUUAUGGACAUGAUCUAAACCUACAGGAGGUCCUCGGUCUACGGCGAUUUACUGUUAGUGGAGUUGUAUUGUAAGUUGGACUUCAAACCAGAAUUGUAUCCAAAUGAACACUGUUGCAGUCAGUCACAUUGUGCACACAACACAUGAAGGACAAACUACAGUCAUGAAAAGAUGAAUUAAGAUUCUGUAUGUCACUAGCUAAAAAUUAAUUUUUUUAAAGCAAAGCAUGUAAGAACAGCUAGCAUAUUUUUACUAAUAGCGGUUUAAGAGAACAGAUUUAACAGAUAAAUGUUUAUAUUUGUCACAAUUACAAGUUAAACUUGUAAAAAAUUGCCAUUCUGGCCGAAUAAGAAGAUUGGCGUUCAGGCUUUCAAACAUGACUGUCUCACUCAAAUGUGCAUGUCCGUUGCGCUUGCACGUACACAAAAAAUAUGUUUAAGAACAAAAGGAUGUAAAAUUGACCUAUGAUAAUUUAAAUAUACAUGUAAAAUACAUCCUUGUAGUCUAGAUAAUAUGUAUUGGAUAUGCAUUGGUGUAAUUUUGCUCCACAGUCACGAUUAUAUAUCUCUUUCUGCAUGUGUCUGCAAGAUGUUGAUUGUGGAGGCAUUCCCAGAUUGCAAAUGAAACCUUCAUGCCCCACCCAAAAGUAUCCGAAAUAACUUUUGAAAAUGUACACCGUUAAAAUAUAUAUUUUUUAGACAAACAUCAUCGCUGUUUUUUAUAUAUAUUGUAUAUAUAUUUAUUUCUGCUUGUUUGAAAGUGAGUGCCCUCUAGGCAGCCACCUGUCCGUGACACUCAGCAGCUUUAAAUUAAAGAUUAAUAAAAACAGAACUAAUCCUUACUUUUAUUCCUGUAGUUGUCUUGUAAACCAGAAUGGGUGUUGCAAGGGAAAUAGGAACAGGAAUAAUGAGACAACUAUGCUGCUUGGAUAUCAAUGUCUAUUUCAUAGGAGCAGAUCCUUUCACAUGAUCAACAAUUCCAUCUUUAUCUUCAAUGAUGGUCGUAAUGUUUAAGCGGCUUGGACCAAGCAUGCAACCAAUGUUUCCAAUGUUGCAACUGUGCCUGAUGUUUGGGAGACAUGGCGAAGGGAAACAAAGUUAACUAAAAAGAACAGAAGUGACAUGUCCUCCCUCAGUGUAGCGACGCAUGACUAUGUAUUCUUCCUUUACCUGCGCAUAACUACUUUUUUCUUUUUUGUACAGUAUUAAUACAUUAUGGUCUUGCGCCAAUACCACACCACAUGUAACUCGAGGACCUCCUGUAUUCUGGUUCUGACCUGCCUCAUCCACUAUCCACAUUGCUGUCAAUGCUUGUCAAAGCUGCUCUUGAUGAGCAUGAACUGUGUUGGUUGUCUUUUUGUGUGUUAGUUGUUUGGGCCAGUGUGAUGCCUCCUCAGUGCCUUUGUUGCUCUUUAGUUUGUGUUGCUCUGUUGUUAGCUGGGCCGCUCUACCCUGUAGGCAAAAAACUUGCUGUGUGUAGGGCCCCCCGAUCCGUUAGGAGCCCCCUUUUGCAUGAAGAAGCACAUAUAAAAUGUCAAUUAAUAAAUGGAAAAGAAAAUAAAUUCUGCUUAGGGCACCAGUUUUAGCAUGGGGCGGCCCCAGUUUUUAUAACUUGUUUAGCUUUGUUAGCUCGUGGACGCGACGCAGAGCCCUUAAAACAAACAUCACAAGUCCACCUCAGAUCAAUUAACGUCAUCCUGUGGUCUCGGUCCAGUCAGCUGCCUGCACAGUGUGCAAGCAUGCACGUUUACAUCAAUCAUACACAUGUACUGUUUUUUUUUUUUUUGUAUAAAUAUUUUCAUGAUAGAAUCAUGAUUGUGCUGUAUGUCUUUUCUAGAAUGUGUUUAGCUUGUGCGCAUUGUGUUACUUCAUUUUUAGUUCAUUUUUUUUAAAUCACAGCAGCAAACAAACAUUGCCAUGACAUCAGUGUAAAUAAUGUGACCACUACGCUGCUUAGUUAUAUUUAAGAGCAGAUAUGUUCACAUUUUCAAAGUAUAAUUAUUAUCUUCCAUGAUGGUCGUGACAUUUAAGCAGCUUGGACCAAACAUGCAACCAAUGCUGAUUUCCACACUUUCUGAACAUUAUAUACCAUGUCUAGUUUCACUACAGUUUCUAAUUUCACUUUCCUUUUCUUUGACACCCUGCCAUCAUAAGAGUCUGCCUCAUGUUUGGGCGACAUCAUAAAGGGAAAAACUAAACUAACAAAACUAAAAAGAACAAAAGUGAUGUUGUCCUUAUUCAGUGUAGCAACACACAGCUACUCAUUAUUCCACUUAUGUAUUCUUCUUCCACCUGCAGAAGAAGUUAUCUUUUUUUUUGCGUUGUAUUAAUUAUUUAUGGCAACAUAUUGUAAUAUGCGGACUUUAUGACUUGUUUGUUUUACGAGCACACAGUGAACAGAGGGCUGUGUAAUUAAUAUGUUUGAUGGACAUUACAUAAUUGGUGGUUUGUUGACCCUGCUGACAGUGCAUAAAGAGAAGACAUGUUAGUUCCAGAAUUGCUUGAGCAAUAAUUAUAGUUAUAAUGUUUUUUAUCGUUAAAAAAAUGGCAUUUAGAACGGUAAGACACUUAAUCGACCGCCUCGGUUUUUAGGGGCUCCCAAGUAUUUGGAAAGCAAUGAUUUCUAAUACGUAGAUACAAGUUCUGCUGAAUUCCGAAGACCAUGAUAUUUUUUUUUGUCAGGCCUUCUUUACAUAAAUGUUAUUUAUGAUUAUUUACCUUCACAUCCUGCUUUUACCUUGGUUGUCAGUCAGUGAAAGUGAGGUAUUUGAGCUCAUCAUUCUUCACUCUAAUAAUGCAUUCUUGUAAUGGCCCCUUUAUCCACAACCUCAACAAAAGUUCUUCAUGGGUCCAUAUGCACCCUUACAAAGUUUGGUGGAAUUGGGUUUUAUAUUUUUAUUAAUAAAAAAAAACAAAAA